Molecule: messenger RNA, 5625 nt
Organism: Procambarus clarkii (red swamp crayfish)
Lineage: Eukaryota; Metazoa; Arthropoda; Malacostraca; Decapoda; Cambaridae
Source: RefSeq, a predicted model, not a curated record
UCCUUUUUCUCGUUGCAGGUAAUUUGCUCCCACUUCAAGGAAGCCGGAUGAACGUAGGAGAAGCCCUGAGCUUCACUACACACCCUGACCCUGCAGGCAGCAGUAGCCCUGAGCCCUGAGCUUUACUAAGCAAGAGAACAGUGAAAAAGCUGAUUAGUUAAGUUUCUGUAUUAAGAGCUUUUAUGAACUGCUCCUUGAUGCAAAGUUAGUUCAGCCAGCGACAAGUUUACACAGUCAGCUACAAGUUAACAAUCAGCUACAAGUUAACAGCGCCUGUCAGCUCUCAACAAGUGGUUUCCGGGAGAGAAUUACUUAUGAAUAUAGGAAGACUUCUCAAGAAAAUGGGAAGGUGAGAAGAAUUGUGAUGGUGUUGAUGAUGAUAGUGGUGAUGAUGAUGGUGAUAGUGAAGUGAACAAGAGCAACAAUGCUCGACCAGCGCUUGUCUUACACACUGUUAGUACCAACAGCAGCAGGAGCGUCACCUGGUUAUAAGCGGAACUAGCAGGAGGGACAGUCAGCAGUAACUGUAGCAGGUGCGGUAGAGAGAGAGGAGCAGCAGACACUCGGGCAGCAGCCAACACUGCUAACAACACCAACACUCUCCAACAUGUAUGGGAUGCUUUUGGAGAGUGUUAUGUACUUCGGCAGGGCGGAGUACGGGGAGCUCAAGUGGGACCUGAUCAAGGAGCACGCCGGCUGCCGCAACAUAGAGUUCAACAUCCACCACACCUACUCGGACUCCCUCUUCAGGAAGCUGGCCACCGCCUGCGCCCACAUCACCAAGCAGGGCGACGAGAACGACCACCUCAGGUUCUUCGGCAGAUGCUUCGUGAGGUACUGCAGCCAUUACCAGUACGACAAGAUGCUGAGGGUGACAGGGAGGCACUUCUGUCAGUUCCUCAAGGAGAUGGACAACCUUCACUCACAGAUGAGGUUUGGGUUCCCCAAGAUGAAGUCACCAUCAAUGAUGGUGCUGGAGUAUGACGCUCACGGUGCGCAGCUCCUGUACCGUUCCUGUCGUACCGGCCUCUCUCACUACCUUGUUGGUCAGCUUCUGCAGAUCGCCAGAGACUUCUUCAACAUGACCCUCAACGUGGAGAUCCUGCGGGAGGAGACAGAAGGCUCUUCCUUCUGCACCACCUUCAGACUUGACUUCAACAACGUGGGCUUCGUGUCGGAGAUGCAGAAGCGAGGAGCGUGCUUCAACAGACCACACUUACCCAGCUUUGACAUCAGCAAGUUGUCCGAGUUCUUUCCGUUCUGCAUCGUGCUGGACCGCGACCUUCACGUGCGUUUCGCUGGGGAUCGGCUUCUUCAGCUCCUGGGAAGAGACUUGCUGGGGGCGGAGUUCUUGAAGCACUUCAGCGUCCAGCGGCCACACGUCGCUUUCUCCUGGGAGGCGAUCACAGCGUUCCAGAGCGUGACGUGGGAGGUGGUGUCGAAGAAGCUGCCUGUGCCAAUCAGCGACAUCAACAGAGGCGCCCACGCGGGUGCCACAGGUGCGCCAGCCGCUGCUGCGCCCGCUGCCACAGACACCACCUCAGGUGCAGCUGCAGCAGGUGCCACAGAAGGCGUGCCAGGCGUUGCUACAGCGGGUGCCACGGAAGGUACAACAAUGCCAACGACAGCUGAUGAGACGGGCGGUCUUAGAACCAACAGCCUCAUCACUGUCAGGGAGAACCCGACGCGUCGCGGGUCGAGCCAGGCGCCGUGGACGGCCCACGAGUCCUCCCUACACAGCGUCAAGGGGCUCCUGCUCAAGGGACAGAUGUACAUCAUCAAGGAGUCCAACAUCGCUCUCUUCCUGUGCAUACCCUUACUGAACAACCUGGUGGAGAUGCGGGAGAUGGGCAUCUACCUGAACGACCUGAGCAUGCACGACAUGAGCCGGGAGAUGGUGCUCAUGGGCUGGGAACACUGCUCCAGGGUGGAGAUCAUGUACAACAGGGCGGAGGAGUACUCGAGCAGACUGGAGGACGCCCACAGGAAGCUGGAGGAGACGAAGGCCUGGAGGGACGACCUCCUCUACUCCAUGUUGCCCAAGCAGGUGGCAGACUUCCUGAGCCAGGGUAACGACCCCUACGAGACGUGUCAAACGCUGGAGGAGGUGUCGGUGCUGUUCGCCGAGGUGGUCUUGUCGAGGGAGAGCGAGUCCAUGGGAGCCAUGGAUGUUAUGAGGACGGUCAGUGAGAUGUACAAGUUGCUUGACCGAACCACCGACCAGUAUUCAGUCUUCAAGGUGGAGACGGUGGGCGGAGUGUACAUGGUAGUGGGCGGGGCCCCGGAGUACCGCCCAGACCACUGUGCCCAGGUGGCAGCUCUCGCACUACACAUGCUCAAGGAGGUGGCCAUCACUACCCCACACACACACAACCUCAGAAUAGGUAUCCACAUGGGUCCGGUGGCUGCAGGUGUGGUGGGCCUCAAGCUGCCCCGGUACUGCCUCUUCGGCGACACCGUCAACACCGCCUCCAGGAUGCAGACCAACAGCAAGAUUGGUAGGAUCCACGUGAGCGAGCGGUGUGCUCUGCAUCUCCAGAAGUUGGACUUUAUCACCACCUUCAGAGGAAAGCUUCAGAUUAAGGGCAAGGGGGAGAUGAACACAUACUGGCUCGAGGGGCGCAGACAGGACUCCAUGCUCACCUGGAAGUGAUACAAGAAGUACCUCUGUGGCCUCCCACCUGGCGACCAGGUCACCUAGCACGCCACCUGGUCACCGGGUCUGUCCCCUGGUCACCUGUCCUCCGGGUCUGUCACCGGGUCACGUAUUCUCCAAACCUGUCACCUGUCCACGGGUUCAUCUACCUCCCCUGCCACCUACCCACGUGUUUGCCAAGCCGGGGACACCUGGCCACCUUGCUUCUCACAUAUAUAAAGCCUGAUGCUUGACCAUGUAUGAUUGCUUUGCUGGCUCCGUGGCCACGUGUCCGUACAGCUGGCCACGUGUCCGUACAGCUGGCCACGUGUCCGUACAGCUGGCCACGUGUCCGUACAGCUGGCCACGUGUCCGUACAGCUGGCCACGUAUCCGUACAGCUGGCCACGUGUCCGUACAGCUGGCCACGUGUCCGUACAGCUGGCCACGUGUCCGUACAGCUGGCUACGUGUCCGUACAGCUGGCCACAUGUCCGUACAGCUGGCCACGUGUCCGUACAGCUGGCCACGUGUCCGUACAGCUGGCCACGUGUCCGUACAGCUGGCCACGUGUCCGUACAGCUGGCCACGUGUCCGUACAGCUGGCCACGUGUCCGUACAGCUGGCUACGUGUCCGUACAGCUGGCUACGUGUCCGUACAGCUGGCCACGUGUCCGUACAGCUGGCCACGUGUCCACACACCUGGCCACGUGUCCGUACAGCUGGCCGCGUGUCCGUACAGCUGGCCACGUGUCCGUACAGCUGGUCACGUGUCCGUACAGCUGGCCACGUGUCCGUACAGCUGGCCACGUGUCCGUACAGCAGGCCACGUGUCCGUACAGCUGGCCACGUGUCCGUACAGCUGGCCACGUGUCCGUACAGCUGGCCACGUGUCCGUACAGCUGGCCACGUGUCCGUACAGCUGGCCACGUGUCCGUACAGCUGGCCACGUGUCCGUACAGCUGGCCACGUGUCCACACUACCAGAGGAACGUGACACUGUCCUCCACCAGUCAACAACUAUUCCUGAGAAGAGAUCCUGUUGUGUAUGAAGAUGCUCGCGAGUCCGUCCAUGUGUGAUAUACUCUGUGUAUGCUUGUAGUGUGUGCGAGUAUCACAUGUAUAUUCUCUGUGAUCGUCUUGGUUAUUGUGUCAGGUGAAGGCUAAUACAAGCCAGGACCCCGUAGUGUUGACCACCUGGCCAGGACUCGAACCCAUCUUAGGAGUAGUGUCGUCCAUCCAGCCGCAGAGUCCUAAGCCGCAGUCAUCAACACGAACGCGCUGUUUAUUCAAAACAGAUAUAUCAUCAUAUAGUAUUAUAUAUUAUUAUGUAAAUAUUAUGUAAAAUAUUAUGUAAUUCGUAAAAUGAAGCAUUUACAGAGGUGGGAUUCGAACAGUGAGAGGUCUGUGAAGCACGGUUCGAGAAGUGGUCGAACGUCACCAGUUCAUAGAUCUACUUGAAAAAAAAAUCGUUCGUAAACAACUGGUUUGGCGGCUGGAUUAAUGCGCAUUUGGCCUUUGUUGAUGAGGACGGGUUACAUGACUAGUGGAAAAAAAGACUCGCUAUUUUGUGAAUGCUAUUUUGGCUGCUAUUGGCAUUAUCGCUUAAUGAGUAUUUUAUUUAAUAAUAAUACUAUUAUUAUUAUUAUUAUUAUUAUUAUUAUUAUUAUUAUUAUUAUUAUUAUUAUUAUUAUUAUUAUUAUUAUUAUUCACGCUAUAAAAUCACAAUGGCAUGAUAUCAUUAUGCGAAAAUCAUUGGAGCACUCCAAGGACUCGAACCAGCGUUCUGGGUCUUCCCAGCAACAUAUCUUAAUCUACUUGAUGCGUUAUAUACGUAAUUUUACCUGGGAUUCUACUGAAUGUACUAAGGGUCUUGAGGUAUUAACCUGACACUACAUCAAGCAUUUUUACAAAUAAUUCGCCUACACCCGCACCAGGGUGUACCCGCAGCAGGGUGUACCCGCACCAGGGUGUACCCGCACCAGGGUAUACCCGCACCAGGGUGUACCCGCAGCAGGGUGUACCUGCAGCAGGGUGUACCCGCACCAGGGUGUACCCGCACCAGGGUGUACCCGCACCAGGGUGUACCCGCACCAGGGUGUACCCGCACCAGGGUGUACCCGCACUAGGGUGUACCCGCACCAGGGUGUACCCGCACCAGGGUGUACCCGCAGCAGGGUGUACCCGCACCAGGGUGUACCCGCACCAGGGUGUACUCGCAGCAGGGUGUACCCGCAGCAGGGUGUACCCGCACCAGGGUGUACCCGCACCAGGGUGUACUCGCAGCAGGGUGUACUCGCAGCAGGGUGUACCCGCACCAGGGUGUACCCGCACCAGGGUGUACCCGCACCAGGGUGUACCCGCACCAGGGUGUACCCGCACUAGGGUGUAGGCGGGUAAUUCGUAAAAAUACUUGUUUGGUGUGAGCUGGGCGCCUAAACACCUCCAAGUAUAUUGACUACACUAUCAGGUAAAGUCACUUAUAGCGUGUGGUGAUCCACUGGGCUAUUAUUAUUACUAUUACUGAUGACUUAAAUAAUAUUAUUAUUUACACAGGAAAAGUUACAGUAAUGUGAUAUAUGUCACUGAAAAAAUCCACUGGAGCUCUGAGGUGACUCGAACCCGCGCCCAGCUUACUGCCACCUCUACCACUGUACCACCUGGACCUAGUAUAAGUUAUGCAUCCUGUAUAUACGUAAAUAUUGGAAUUGUUCCCCGAGAGGCCUCCACACGUCCUGUCGACUUAGUAGACUCCCAGGCUGUAUAACUUACUACAGGGUGAGGGUGGUGCAGCGGUAAAGGUUGCGGCUGCCUUUCCGUUAGUCGCGGGUUCGAGACCAAGCAGUCCCCCGUGCACUAUCCAGGGGGACAGUGUGAGCAUGCCCCCCCCCCCCCCCCACACACAGUGCCAAGUGCUAAACCAAAUUUAUUUUAAUUUUUUUUAUUUUCAAAUUACGUUCAAAUUCGGCCAUACGGGCAAACGGCCAAAAGCG